AUGUUAGUUAAAAGUAAAUGCAAACAUAGUUACAGUGAGAAAGAUGUAACAAAAAAAUUCUCUAAAGAAAAUAAUAUGGAUUCUGGUAAUAUGCUCAAAGAACUUAAAGGCCUUACUGAAAUAAAAGAGAUGCUUAUAGCUCAA
Racocetra fulgida is the source of this 144-nucleotide messenger RNA. The record is from the annotation of a GenBank genome assembly. NCBI's taxonomy places the organism in Eukaryota, Fungi, Glomeromycota, Glomeromycetes, Diversisporales, Gigasporaceae.